Molecule: messenger RNA, 4940 nt
Organism: Thalassophryne amazonica
Lineage: Eukaryota; Metazoa; Chordata; Actinopteri; Batrachoidiformes; Batrachoididae
Gene: dnm2a
Product: dynamin 2a
Exons: 21
Coding region: 301-2910 (869 amino acids)
Cellular component (GO): microtubule; cytoplasm; membrane
Molecular function (GO): GTPase activity; microtubule binding; GTP binding
Source: RefSeq, a predicted model, not a curated record
GACCGGAUGGUGUUUGUAUAGAGGAAGUUUUGGUUUUCCGAGUUUCCUCAUCCGUUUCGGUUGACGUUCACUGGAGUUUAAAGCGCUUAAUUGAACGCGAAAUGGUUUUAGGGUGACUGUACUUACUGGUAAAAGUUAAAGCAUUUUCUGUGGCGCGUCGUUUUUAAUGCGACGGAACGACGGCGUAAUUUGAGAGGACUCUGCUGCUAAGCUAACGUAACCAAGCUAAUUAGCGCGGCUAACGUUAGCCCCAAGGCUGUGUGCUUGUGAGUUGAGGGGGUUCUCCGAGCUCUAGAAGCCAUGGGGAACCGGGGCAUGGAAGACCUGAUUCCCCUCAUCAAUAAGCUCCAAGAUGCUUUUUCGUCCAUUGGCCAGAGUUGCAAUUUGGACCUUCCUCAGAUUGCUGUGGUCGGUGGUCAGAGUGCCGGAAAAAGCUCAGUCUUGGAAAAUUUCGUUGGGAGGGAUUUUCUUCCACGUGGAUCAGGCAUUGUUACCCGUAGACCUCUCAUUUUGCAGCUCAUCACCAAUAAAGCAGAAUAUGCUGAAUUUCUGCACUGCAAAGGGAAGAAGUUUGUGGAUUUUGAUGAAGUGCGAGCAGAAAUUGAGGCAGAAACCGACAGGAUAACAGGUUCAAACAAAGGCAUCUCUCCCAUCCCAAUUAACCUGAGGGUGUACUCCCCACACGUGCUGAACCUGACCUUGAUUGACCUUCCGGGAAUGACAAAGGUUGCUGUUGGAGAUCAGCCUCCAGACAUCGAGCACCAGAUCAGGGACAUGCUGUUGCAGUUCAUCACCAAAGAGAGUUGUCUUAUCUUGGCCGUCACCCCUGCCAACACUGACCUGGCAAACUCUGAUGCCCUAAAGAUCGCCAAGGAGGUGGACCCACAGGGUCUGCGUACCAUUGGUGUUAUAACAAAAUUGGACUUGAUGGACGAAGGGACGGACGCAAAGGAUAUCCUAGAAAAUAAGCUUCUGCCUUUACGUAGAGGAUACAUUGGUGUGGUGAAUCGUAGUCAGAAAGACAUUGAUGGGAAAAAGGACAUUCGUGCUGCUCUGGCAGCAGAGAGGAAAUUUUUCCUGUCCCAUCCAGCCUACAGACAUAUGGCAGAGCGUAUGGGCACACCACACCUCCAAAAGACACUCAACCAGCAAUUGACCAAUCACAUCAGAGACACCCUACCUGGACUACGCAAUAAGCUGCAGAGUCAACUCCUCUCUCUGGAGAAGGAGGUGGAGGAGUAUAAGAACUUUCGCCCAGAUGACCCAACACGCAAGACCAAGGCUUUAUUACAGAUGGUUCAACAGUUUGGUGUAGACUUUGAGAAGUGCAUUGAGGGCUCUGGGGACCAGGUGGACACCAAUGAGUUGUCAGGUGGUGCCAAGAUAAACCGCAUCUUCCAUGAACGCUUCCCUUUUGAACUGGUCAAGAUUGUGUUUGAUGAAAAGGAACUGAGGCGAGAAAUCAGCCACGCAAUCAAGAACGUUCAUGGUGUCAGAACGGGGCUCUUCACCCCUGACCUGGCCUUCGAGGCGAUAGUCAAAAAGCAGAUCCUCAAACUGAAAGCGCCCAGCCUCAAAUGUGUGGAUCUAGUGGUUUCGGAGCUCACCGCACUCGUCAUGAAGUGCGCCGUUAAGCUCCACUCCUACCCCAGACUGAGAGAGGAGACUGAGAGGAUCGUCACUACAUACAUCCGAGAGAGAGAAGGGAAGACCAAGGACCAGGUUCUACUGCUGAUUGACAUUGAGCUGUCCUACAUCAACACCAACCAUGAGGACUUCAUAGGUUUUGCCAAUGCCCAGCAGAGGAACACAGCUGCCAACAAGAAGAGGGCCAUACCCAAUCAGGGUGAGAUUCUGGUGAUUCGCAAAGGCUGGCUAACCAUCCACAUUAGCAUCAUGAAGGGAGGCUCCAAGGAGUACUGGUUUGUACUGACUGCUGAGUCCCUGUCCUGGUACAAAGAUGAGGAGGAGAAAGAAAAGAAGUACAUGCUCCCCCUGGAUAACCUGAAGAUCAGAGAUGUGGAAAAAGGAUUUAUGUCCACCAAGCACGUCUUUGCCAUCUUCAACACGGAGCAGAGGAACGUGUACAAGGAUCUGCGUCAAGUAGAGCUGGCAUGUGAUACCCAAGAAGACGUAGACAGCUGGAAAGCGUCCUUCCUCAGAGCAGGAGUUUAUCCAGAGAAGGACCAGACAGAGAAUGAAGAUGCUGCUCCUGCAGACACAUUCUCCAUGGAUCCCCAGUUAGAGCGCCAGGUGGAGACGAUCCGUAACCUCGUGGAUUCAUACAUUGGCAUCAUCAACAAAUCCAUCAGAGACCUUUUGCCCAAGACCAUCAUGCAUCUCAUGAUCAAUAAUUCAAAGGAUUUCAUCCACUCAGAGCUGCUGGCCUACCUGUAUUCAUCCGGGGACCAGAACAGCCUCAUGGAGGAGUCGGCUGACCAGGCUCAGCGUAGAGAUGAAAUGCUGCGCAUGUACCACGCCCUCAAGGAGGCGCUGAACAUUAUUGGUGACAUUAGUACCACCACUUUCUCCACCCCGGUGCCCCCACCUAUAAAUGACAGCUGGCUUCAGGAGACCAGCCAACAGCAAAGGCCGCCUCCUGCAGCAGCUCCUCCCCCCAGCCGUCCGCCAGCUGUUCGGGGCUCAACACCAGGACCUCCCCUCAACCCCACACCUGCUUUUGGAGUUCCGCUGAACCCUUCUCCUGCUUUUGGUGCGCCCCCUAUCCCCUCUCGCCCAGGGCCGCCUGUCAGCGCCUUCAACAGCCACCAGGAUCCAUUCAGUGCACCCCCACAGAUCCCCUCCCGGCCAGCUCGCGUCCCCCCUGGUGUUCCCAGCCGAAGACCGCCUGGCGCUCCUACUCACCGGCCCACCAUUAUCCGGCCUGCUGAGCCCUCUCUGCUAGACUAGACCUGUGGCCACGUGCGCCUCACUGUGUGUGUGUGUGUGCGUGCGUGCAGCGCGGCUGUGUGUAGGCCGGAGGAUGGUGGCUCGAGGGGACGGACUGACUGAUCUCGUUACAUAACGUGCGUCGUCCAGCCGUAUUCGGAUGUCUGUUCAAGCGAUGUCAAUAAACUGUUAAUCCAACUUGAUCAGUGCAUGUGACAAACGAAAGCUCUUAACCACUUAACUGCUCAGUGGGACGGAUUCCCUUUCCUGCUGAUGGGAGAUAAUUUGUGAAAUUCAGUCCAACAGCUUUCUUUUAAAAUGGUCAUAACUGGUUUAUUUGUUCUGAAUCUCAUUAACUGUCACAGGCUGGCUUGCCUGUCCUCUCCCUCCACCUCUUUUGAUUGGCUGUUAACACCCACCUAGUCUAGACCUCCGUGUAAGACGCACAUUUAACCUAUUGUUUAUAUUGUUUCUUUCUGGGUUUUCAUUUCCUCACUGGUUUCAUACUGGAAAAACAGCAGCUUGUACUGGUGGUGUUAAUUGCAUCUUCCCUGUUAUGCUUUAUUUGAGUGACUGUUAUUUUUAACUGCCGUUAUAAACGUAACAUUAAAAAUGGAAUUCCUAAUCGCAGCAGAAGCAAAGUUUGCACGAGACAGCGCUUCAGUCCUACUUAGUGACGCAAGGUUAAACCGACCAUUUCAAUCCCAGCACGUGUAACCAACCAACCUUACAGCAAAACCACUCGUAACCGCCACGGCGUAACCUGCUAUCGUAACACUAUGCACUCAAAAUGAGAGAAAGAAAGACAGAAGCUGGUCUGCACUUUGAAUUGAAAAGGUUUAGUCUCAUUUUCGACCCCAACAAUGAACCGAGAUGUCAGUUCAAGUGUUGGUUUCAGUGUUAGAUCAGAGCACAGACUGUUUCCUCUCAAAGAGGAGGUGUGUGUGGAAAAGGACGCGUCUCGGUUUUAGACUAUAAGGCAGUGUGAAGCAUUCAUGAUUUAUUGUACAUACAGUGUGGGCUCGAACGGUGAGGUAACCGUUGCUUUGUCACAGGGUUUAUUACUAAAAUGUGCUCUUGACAAUAAUCAGUGCUGCAAAGGAAGUGCUAACACUGUUACUUUAUAGAAACGCCUUAGAUUGAAGGCAAAAUGAGAUUGGUCACCAUUAGAGCAUUAUUUAUAACCGGGCCAUUUGUCAUUUCUUGUUUUUGGUUGCGAUUUUGUCGGCGCUGUACAACUGGACUGUUGCUGGCGUUCUGCUGCAGCGAUGCUUUAUAUAUCGGGAUGGGACCUGAGGCUGGAUGUGGUUUUCACAGCUGUGAUUAUUUGAUAAAGAAUUUUUUUUAUUUUUUUUCUCUAUGAGGGUAUUUGACAUUUUUAUUUUCCAUGACAUCCAGAUGAUUUGUGGGAAGCGGGCGAUUUGAUGUUCUGUUUAGUGUUUUAGUUUUGAUCAUUAGCGAUGAGCGGGUGGUGGGAGUUUGAAUUCUGUCAUGGUGUACAAAUGCACAUCCUGUCUGAUACGAUCUUUUUUUCCUGUUCUCACUCCAGAGGACUGAAACUCAUUGAAUUGAUGAUGGGAAAUAAACGUCAAUGCAACAGACUCCUCAGACAGGAUGUUGCAUUCUGUGUUAUUUCUCUGCAGGUCGGGCUUCAGUCACAGUGCCGCAGACAGAUCAAAAGACGAUUCAAAAAAUUCUAAGACACAUGCUGACGCACAAAAUGUUGUCGUGCACAAUAACACCUGGCUCCUAAUUGGUUACCGAAAGCUCUUUGUCUCUUUGGCACCUGUCACUCAGGCCAACGUAGGCGUUACAUUGUAACAAUUCCACUCUUUUCUCCAGUGGAUGUAACCCCGCCUCCUCCCCUUACCGUCGUGUAGAUCUGGUGGAGGCGGUUGGGAAAUAAACCUGCAGAAUCUUUACCUUUGUUUUCCAAACCCUUGUCAAGUGCCUCUGUAGCAGUUAAUUGAAUUGAAUAAAGAAAAUGAAGUAAUUUAGAAAGGAGAGCAAAUAAAGAGGUGUUGUGUACAAUAAAGGGAGUGUUUCUGGUG